AUGUCACCACUUCCAGACAUUGAAAUCAAAUACACAGAAAUUUUUAUUAACAACGAAUGGCACAAGGCAGAUAAAGGAAAAACAUUUCCAGUUAUCAAUCCAAGUACGGGUGAAGUGAUUGCUAACGUCGAAGAAGCCACUCGAACGGAUGUUGACAAAGCUGUUGAAGCCGCUCGAAAAGCAUUUCAUGUCGAUUCACCAUGGCGUACAAUGCAACCGGCUGAUCGUGGUGCUUUAAUGCGCAAAUUUGCUGAGUUACUCCGACGAGAUAUCAAAUAUUUAGCGCAAUUGGAAACUCUCAACAACGGAAAACCAGUCCAUGAUAGUAUGGGUGAUAUUGGUCUUUCAGCUAAUUGUAUCGACUACUAUGCAGGAUGGGUAGACAAAAUCACCGGGGAAACAAUCCCAGCAGGAAACGGUCACUUUCUGUAUACUGAACACGAACCAGUUGGUAUCUGUGGACAGAUUAUUCCAUGGAAUUUUCCGAUUCUUAUGCUUGCGUGGAAACUUGGUCCGGCUCUUGCUUGUGGUAAUACCGUUAUAUUGAAACCAGCUGAACAGACACCACUUAGUGCUCUCUAUUGUGCUGCUCUGAUCAAAGAGGCUGGAUUUCCACCAGGUGUUGUCAAUAUUGUACCAGGCGAUGGACCUGAAUGUGGUAAUGCAAUUGUCGUCCACCCACACGUCGAUAAACUAGCUUUUACUGGUUCAUCAGAAAUUGGUAGACUCAUUCAAGAAACUGCAGCAAAACACCAUCACUAUCGAGUCUCACUCGAACUUGGUGGCAAGUCUGCGUUGAUUAUUUGUGAAGAUGCCGAUCUUGACUAUGCUGCCAAGGUUGCUCAUCAAGCACUCUACUUCAACGCAGCACAGUGUUGUUGCGCUGGUUCACGCACAUACGUUCAUGCUAAAAUUUACGACGAAUUUGUAGCUAAAUGUGUUGAACUUGCUAACAAACGUGUAGUCGGCGAUCCAUACGAUCGAAAUACAGAACAAGGCCCCCAAGUUAGCGAAGAACAAUUUAACAAGAUUCUCGGUUAUAUUGAAGCUGGCAAUAAAGAAGGUGCCAAACUUGAAUGUGGUGGAAAGAGAGCUUGUGACAAGGGCUAUUUUAUUCAACCGACAGUAUUUAGUGGUGUGAAAGACGAUAUGAAGAUUGCUCGUGAAGAGAUCUUUGGACCAGUGAUGUCAUUAUUAAAAUAUGAUUGUUAUGAAGAUGUAAUCAAACGAGCUAAUUCAUCAUCAUUUGGUUUAGCGGCUGGUAUCGUCACCAAAGAUUUAACUCGAGCUUUAACAAUUACCAAACGAUUACAUGCAGGUACCAUUUGGAUCAAUGAUUACAAUACAUUCUGGAAUCAAGCACCAUUUGGUGGCUUCAAACAAUCAGGUCAUGGACGAGAAUUAGGAAGUUAUGGUCUCGAAGGUUACUACGAAGUGAAAACAGUUAGCAUCAAACUCGCCUAA
Molecule: messenger RNA, 1464 nt
Organism: Adineta steineri
Lineage: Eukaryota; Metazoa; Rotifera; Eurotatoria; Adinetida; Adinetidae
Source: the annotation of a GenBank genome assembly